AUGCAGUUCACCACUCUCCUCCUCACCGCUGCCGCUGCGGCCCUCGCUUCCGCUGGCCAGGUUAACUUCUACUCGGACACAAACUGCCAAAACUACAUUGGUGAAUCGCGCCCGGGUUCCUUCACCACUGUUGGUGGCCCAGCAGGUUCCUUCUCCGCUCUCUGGGUAAGCGGCGACCAGUGGUCCUGCAGCAGCACCUGCGGGCCCUACAUCAUCUGCGGCGACGCGGGAUGCAGUCGGCGCAAGGCGACGGGCAUUGGCCGCUGUGUUACGUUUAACACUGGUGUUUGGGCGAGGAAUGGGUGUGGUCAGGAUAUGUGUGGGAAUGCUUAG
Plenodomus lingam JN3 is the source of this 333-nucleotide messenger RNA. NCBI's taxonomy places the organism in Eukaryota, Fungi, Ascomycota, Dothideomycetes, Pleosporales, Leptosphaeriaceae. The record is from RefSeq and is a predicted model, not a curated record.